Molecule: messenger RNA, 757 nt
Organism: Neltuma alba
Lineage: Eukaryota; Viridiplantae; Streptophyta; Magnoliopsida; Fabales; Fabaceae
Product: acyl-coenzyme A oxidase 3, peroxisomal
Biological process (GO): fatty acid beta-oxidation using acyl-CoA oxidase; lipid homeostasis
Cellular component (GO): peroxisome
Molecular function (GO): FAD binding; acyl-CoA oxidase activity; fatty acid binding
Source: RefSeq, a predicted model, not a curated record
AACCAUGUUCUGAUGCAGCAGGUGAGCAAAGCACUUCUUGCAGAAUACAGAGCAAAUCAGAAGAAAAACAAGCCAUUUGCGGGUUUGGGAUUAGAAUACAUGAACAAACCUCAGCCUACUAUCCCCUCACUGCUAACAAGUUCUACCAUCAGGAGCAGCCAAUCUCAGAUUGACAUAUUCCAUUCAAGAGAGCGAGAUCUCUUGAGUCGUUUUGCUGCAGAGGUGUCAGAAUAUCAAGCUAAGGGAGAAAGUGCAGAGUCUGCCUUCAUUCAAAGUUUUCAGCUUGCUGAGGACUUGGGUAGAGCUUUCUCAGAACGAGCGGUACUGCAAACCUUCAUGGACGCUGAAUCUACUUUACCCGCUGGUUCCCUGAAGAAUAUCUUCGGGCUUUUGAGAUCCUUGUAUGCUUUGACUUGCUUGGAUGAAGAUGCUUCCUUCCUCCGAUAUGGAUACUUGUCAAGAGAUGAAGCUGUUGAAGUGAGGAAAGAAGUGACAAAACUAUCUUCUGAACUCAGACCCCACGCACUAGCCCUGGUCAGUUCCUUUGAUCCUGAUGCUUUUUUGAGCCCUAUUGCUUAUGACUGGAUCGACUCAAAUGCUUGGGCCUCUGUUGAACAUUAACUGCUGGUGCAAAAUUUCUGUGCUUAUGAUGUUGUAUUUAGUAUUUUGUGUCAACUAGACACAUUUUCCCAUGUAAUGUAUGGAGUUAUAUAUUCAUAAUUAUGAAUAACGCAACUUGUUACAAAUUUGUAAUAUA